AUGCUCUCCCUUGUCCGGGCCACCCGGUCCCGGUCUGCGCUUGCCGGACUGGCACGAUACUCGACCGCGACGCGGCCCCCGCUCAAGCUAGCCAUCAUCGGCUCGGGGCCUUCAGGCUUCUACGCCGCCUCUCGCGUGCUCCAGCUGCUGCCGCGCGAUACUCCCGAAGGCGCCAAUGUCCGUGUCGACAUGUACGAGCGACUGCCGACGCCGUAUGGUCUUGUGCGGUACGGCGUGGCCCCAGACCACCCAGAGGUGAAAAACUGCCAGCACAAGUUUGACGAGCUGUCUGAAGACCCGCGCUUCACUUUCCUGGGCAACGUCUCGGUCGGCACGACUGUCGACUCGCCUGUCCCCUCCAACCCCUUGCUCCCCCACUACACCUACCCUCACGCGCUGCACAUCCCACUCGCAGAGCUGGCGCCAUACUACAACGCCGUGCUGUUCACGUACGGCGCGUCCCUCUCGAACCCGCUCGGCAGCGUGCCCGGAUCCACAGCGUCGGACAAGCCGCUGCACGGCGUGCUGCCUGCCCUGGCGUUUGUGUCGUGGUACAACGGCCACCCGGCGUAUGCGGAUCUCAAGGUGGACCUGAGCAAAGUGACCAACGUCGACGUGAUCGGACAAGGAAACGUCGCGCUCGACGUGGCGCGCAUCCUUCUCCGGCCCGUCGAGACGCUCGCCAACACCGACCUUCCGGACCACAUCCUCGACGCCUUGUCCAAGAGCAACGUCAAGAACGUCCGUGCCGUCGGCCGCCGUGGUCCUGCCCAAGUGGCAUUCACGACCAAGGAGCUGCGCGAAAUGGUGACGCUCGGGUGCGCGUAUCCGGGCGUCAACCCCGACUUGAUGGCGCAGGCAAAAGAGUUGGCAAAGGGCGACCGCAUGCGUACCCGCCAACUGGCCCUGAUGGAGAAGACCAUCCCAGCAUCCGAGGCGACACAUGGGCGCCAGUUUGAGCUCGAGUUUCUGCAAUCUCCCAAGGCGUUCAUCCCGUCUGCGUCGGACCAGUCGCGCGUGGCCGGUGUCGAGUGGGACAUUAACGAGUUGGCGUUCAAGGACGACCCCGAGGGCGGCAAGCCCACCGCGUCGGCGCGCAAGACGGGCAAGACCACGACGAGCGAGGCCGACCUCGUGGUCGAGUCGGUCGGAUACCGCUCCGAGCCCAUUGGCGACGGGUCCAGCCCCGCUGGCUGGGCCGUACCCUUUGACCUGGGGCGCGGUCGCGUACGGAACGAGGACGGCCGCGUGGUGAGCGACGACGGGGUCGUUGCGGGCGCGUACGCUGCCGGGUGGGCGGCGCGCGGUCCCGUCGGCGUCAUCGCAAGCACCAUGCAGGGCGCAUACGGCCUCGUCGAGCACUUGCUCAACGACUGUACCGGCCAGAACUUGGCCAGCGGCGCUCGCGACGCGUGGGUUGACAGGCCAGCCGGCCAGUCCCCGCUCCCGCUCGUUCCCGAGCUUGGCCGGCCUGACGCCAUUGAGCGCGGUCUCAAGGACGGCCAGGUAGUGGACAUGGGCGCGUGGCUCAAGAUUGACGCCGCCGAGCGCGAGAGGGGCAAGCAGAAGGGCAGGGAGGAGCGGGAAAAGUUCCGCACAGUGGACGAGAUGCUGGCUGUUUUGUAG
Molecule: messenger RNA, 1626 nt
Organism: Apiotrichum porosum
Lineage: Eukaryota; Fungi; Basidiomycota; Tremellomycetes; Trichosporonales; Trichosporonaceae
Gene: ARH1
Product: NADPH-adrenodoxin reductase
Exons: 2
Coding region: 1-1626 (541 amino acids)
Biological process (GO): ubiquinone biosynthetic process
Cellular component (GO): mitochondrion
Source: RefSeq, a predicted model, not a curated record